This is a messenger RNA of Diabrotica virgifera virgifera (western corn rootworm), 911 nucleotides long. RefSeq lists its product as uncharacterized. Bases 166 to 762 code for a protein of 198 amino acids. The record is from RefSeq and is a predicted model, not a curated record. Lineage: Eukaryota; Metazoa; Arthropoda; Insecta; Coleoptera; Chrysomelidae. The transcript has 3 exons.
UAGUUGUCUGAAGCCAGUUGUAUAUUAGUAGCAAGGUUACCCGGCUGCUCACGAUUCUUGUAGUAAAUCGCGGACAUAAUCAUAAUCACGCAUUUUAAAACAGUUUUCGGAAUGGCAAUAAGGGUCGUAAUCAUCAAAAAAAUUAAAUAAGAAGUUCUGAGUGUAAUGACCGUUGAGGUAAAAUUUAGUUCAAGAUCUACGAUUAUGAAACGGUUUUUAGUGAUUGCCGUGGUGUUUAUUUUAUUUUCCAUAACGGAAAGUAGUGUUAAACACGAAAAUGGCUGCUUAGAUAAUAUUUGUUACAAAGAUAAUACCUAUCCUCAUAAGGAAAUAGAAAUCAUGUGGAAAAGCAGCUCUAAUAAAUUAACCAAAACCUUCGGGGACAUUCAACAUGUCUCAGAUAAUGAAAACGACGAGCUGGUAUCAAAAGCCACUUGCGAACUUUGUCCGACAAGUAUACGGUCCAAGGUGCAGAUUUUAAGUAUCAUUGGCGAUAAUAAUAUGAGACUCUAUAUUGCUCGUACUUCAAAGUACCAUCCAGAAAUUAGAGUAGAAGUUUGUGGGGAUGAAGCAAAAUGUAAUCCAAAGGACAAGCGCGACAAUUAUGAAACUUUUUGUCAACAACAGACGUCCACGAUAAGUCUUUUAGCUUAUAACAAAACAUCUAAACAGUUUCAGACUCAUCAAGUUGAUUAUCCAAGUGGUUGUGAGUGUGUUUUAAGUGUAUCUGAUCCACCAACACGGAACAUUCCAAAGAACUAAUAAUUUUCUCGUGACUUUCGUUGAUAAAGUUAUCUAACAACUGCUUUGGGUAAAUUUAGUGAUAUCAUAACAAUAUCCAAUAUAAAGAUUAUGCAAAAGAACAAACGUACUUUUUAACUUAUAAACAACAUAUAAACAAUUAAAGAUCA